Dioscorea cayenensis subsp. rotundata (Guinea yam) is the source of this 2078-nucleotide messenger RNA. RefSeq names its product serine/threonine-protein kinase STN7, chloroplastic. Gene Ontology annotation, biological process: protein phosphorylation. The coding region runs from base 103 to 1803 and encodes 566 amino acids. Gene Ontology annotation, molecular function: protein kinase activity; ATP binding. The transcript is spliced from 10 exons. Lineage: Eukaryota; Viridiplantae; Streptophyta; Magnoliopsida; Dioscoreales; Dioscoreaceae. The record is from RefSeq and is a predicted model, not a curated record.
UCUCUCUAAUUUUUUUUCUUUUUUUUUUUUAAAAAAAAAUUCAACAAAAAAAAAAUCUCACAAUUUCUCAGAAGCAAUCAGUGAAGCAUUUCACUGGCAUCAAUGGCGACCGCUGGAGCUGCCGGCGUUCAGCUCACCUCCUACUCGUCCUUCCUCGCCGCCGGCCUUAACAAACUACAACGCAAGCGAACCUUGUCUCCCAGCAAUGGCCGGAAGCCUGCGGCGACCACAAUCAAAGCUUUGGCAUGGGGGACCUCCGGUCUUGACGACCUCUUUCUCGGCGUUGGAGUUGGCCUCCCUUGCACGGUGAUGGAGUGCGGGGACAUCAUCUAUAGGAGCACCCUUCCCCGCUCCAGUGGCCUCACUGUCACUGCCCCCGGCGUUGCCCUUGCUCUCGCCGCCGUCUCCUACCUCUGGGCUACUCCUGGGGUUGCCCCUGGCUUCUGGGAUAUGUUUGUUCUUGCCUUUUUUGAACGCUUGUUCCGUCCUACUUACCGCAAGGAUGACUUUGUUCUUGGGAAGAAGCUUGGAGAGGGUGCUUUUGGUGUUGUUUAUAAGGCCACAUUUGCCAAAAACAAGGCUUCUCCCAAGCAAGGUGACCUAGUCGUGAAAAAGGCUACGGAAUAUGGUGCUGUUGAGAUAUGGAUGAAUGAGCGUGUGCGUAGAGCCUGUGCUAGUAGCUGUGCAGAUUUUGUAUAUGGAUUUCUUGAGAGUUCUGCCAAAGGAAAAGGUAGUGAUGAAUAUUGGCUUGUAUGGCGUUUUGAAGGGGAGGAAACCCUUGCAGAGCUUAUCCAGAGUAAAGAGUUCCCGUAUAAUGUUGAGACAAAGAUUCUUGGAGAGGUUCAAGACUUGCCAAAAGGGUUGGAAAGAGAAAACAAAAUUAUUCAAACGAUCAUGAGGCAAGUUUUGUUUGCAUUGGAUGGAUUGCAUUCAACUGGGAUAGUUCAUAGAGACAUGAAACCCCAAAAUGUUAUCUUCUCAGAAGGAUCUCGCACUUUCAAAAUCAUUGACCUUGGAGCUGCUACUGAUUUGCGAGUUGGCAUUAAUUAUAUUCCUAAAGAGUUCCUACUGGAUCCUAGAUAUUCUGCUCCUGAGCAGUAUAUAAUGAGCACACAAACCCCCUCGGCCCCCUCUGCUCCUGUGGCAACUGCAUUAUCCCCGGUCCUAUGGCAGAUGAAUUUACCUGAUAGAUUUGACAUGUACAGUGUGGGGCUCAUUUUUCUACAAAUGGCAUUUCCUCCAUUGAGAUCCGACAAUGGCCUCAUCCAGUUUAAUCGGCAGCUGAAGAGAUGUGGAUAUGACAUGGCUGCUUGGAGGAACACAGUAGAACCUCGUGCUAGCCCAGAACUCAGGAAAGGCUUUGAAUUGUUAGAUUUAGAUGGAGGAAUUGGAUGGGAGCUUCUCACUUCCAUUGUCCGGUACAAAGCAGGCCAAAGAACAAGUGCCAAAGCGGCAUUAGCACACCCAUAUUUCAAAGGGGAGGGCCUCAUGGGUCUAUCCUUCAUGCAAAAUCUAAGGUUGCAAUUGUUUCGUGCAACACAAAAGGACUAUAGUGAAGCUGUCAAAUGGAUUAUCAGGCUUAUGGCCAGAUCCGGUACUCCAACUGAUGGUGGAUUCACAGAAGCCCAACUUCAAGAGCUGAAGGAAAUGGAGCCAAAAAAGAGUAGUGCUCGGCGGAAUGUUCUUGCUUCUGUUCUUCGUCUCCAGAGGAAGGUACUCAGGACCCUAAAUGAGAGUAUGGACGAGCUGAACAGGCAGCGGAAGAGCCUAUGGUGGAGCAGAUGGAUUCCGAGGGAAGAGUGAUGUAACACCCAAGACCGAUAUCUGUAAAUAUGUGCUGUAUGGCAUCUACUAUUCUGGUGGGAAAGAUUCAUCAUGUAAUUUAGAAGAUGAAGGCACAAGCAAAACGAUCGGUGUCGUCCUACACUGUAUUUCAUAUUGUGUAUAAUGAGUUUGAAAAUUAAGGCUUAAAUGUGCAGUGUAAAUUAGUUUUCACAAACAACAAUUGUUUUGAUCUGAAUUGCUUUUUGGCAUUGACUUUGUAUGUAUUUAUUAAAUUCUGGCCAGUUGCUGUCUCA